Molecule: messenger RNA, 2193 nt
Organism: Phalaenopsis equestris
Lineage: Eukaryota; Viridiplantae; Streptophyta; Magnoliopsida; Asparagales; Orchidaceae
Product: DEAD-box ATP-dependent RNA helicase 17
Exons: 10
Coding region: 120-1946 (608 amino acids)
Biological process (GO): ribosome biogenesis
Cellular component (GO): nucleus
Molecular function (GO): nucleic acid binding; RNA helicase activity; ATP binding
Source: RefSeq, a predicted model, not a curated record
ACGUCUGAACCUGGUCGGCUCUUCACUCGAUUUCGUUUUAACCGGCUCGUUAGGGUUUUGUAUCGAGAAACCGUAAAACCCUGACCGGACGCAUCUGAGAAGAGAGGCGAACCUCCACCAUGAUUGAAAUUCAUCGGGACCGGCUGGAGAAAAGGGAGAAGAAGACGAUGGAAAACAAAGGGGUUGACCAAGGGAUAUUCGCUUCCUGUACGUUCGUUGAUCUCGGGUUGCAUCCUAGUUUAUGCGAACACCUCAAAGAUAAGAUGGGUUUCGUAGCACCCACUCAGAUCCAGGCACAGGCCAUUCCAGUUAUACUUUCUGGGAAAGAUGCACUUGUCAAUGCGGUUACAGGCACUGGUAAGACUAUUGUGUAUCUUGCACCCAUUGUGAACCUCCUUCAAAAGCGCGUACCCAGAGUCGAGAGGUCCGAUGGGACUUUUGUGUUGGUGCUUGUGCCUACACGGGAAUUAUGCAUGCAGGUUCAUGAAAUUUUGCAGAAGUUGCUGCGUCGUUUUAUUUGGAUAGUGCCUGGAUUUAUCAUGGGAGGCGAGAACAGGACGAAGGAGAAAGCUAGGCUACGCAAAGGAAUAUCAAUACUUAUUGCAACUCCUGGACGCUUAUUGGAUCAUCUAAAGCAUACCUCAUCGUUCAUAUACACAAACCUUCAGUGGAUUGUUUAUGACGAAGCAGACAGGAUUCUCGAACUGGGGUAUGGCAAAGCAAUAGAAGAAAUUCUUGAUUUUUUGGGUUCCAGACAAAAUAGUGCUGUUGUCGGGGAGAACGAGAGGACAAAGCGUAACAAAAUUUCAAGGCAGACUUUACUUCUCUCAGCAACUUUGAAUGAAAAGGUGAAUCAUUUGGCUAAUAUUAGCUUACAAAAUCCUGUAAUGAUUGGUCUGGAUGACAAUAAAGUUUCGUGCAUAACAACAAGUACUUCGGUAAAACGGCUAUUAUUGUUAGAUUCUGACAGUGAUGGGAAAUUAGAAAAUCUAGGCCCUUUACCAAGUGAAGCAACAGAAAACUAUAUCCUUCCCUCCCAAUUAAUUCAGAGAUAUGUAAAAGUCUCCUGUGGUUCGAGGAUGGUGUUACUUCUUUCCAUUAUUAAGAGUUUGUUUGAAAAAGCUGGUUCCCAGAAGGUAAACUUACAUAUUGUGGUCUUCCUUUCUACAUGUGAUGCUGUAGAUUUCCAUUUUUUUCUUUUGAAAGAGUUCAAAUGGUCCGCCAACCCGCAUCAAGAGAUGGAUCUGAGGAGUACGUUUAUCACGUGCAAUGCGUUCAGGUUACACGGAAACAUGGCACAUGAAGAUCGAAGGACCGCAUUUCAAGACUUUAAAAAUGAAAAAUCAGCAAUGCUUCUCUGCACAGAUGUAGCAGCAAGGGGUCUGGAUUUUCCCAAGGUUACAUGUAUAAUUCAGUAUGAUUCUCCUGGUGAGGCUUCUGAAUACGUGCACAGGGUUGGAAGGACUGCAAGGUUGGGCGAGAAGGGAGAAGCCUUGCUAUUCCUUCAGCCAGUUGAAAUUGAUUAUUUACAUGAACUGAAGAAGCAUGGCGUUUCAUUAACCGAAUAUCCACUUCAAAUGCUUCUCGAUAAACCUCUCUUUUACGGCCAGAAGCAACAUCAUCAGAAGUUUCUGUCCUUAGACACACAUCCCUGGAUAAUAUUGCUUCAGAAGGCACUUGAAAGUUUUGUUUUUUCUGAGCCAAAAAUGAAGCAACUAGCGAAGAACGCAUUCUGCACUUGGGUUCGAGCGUACACAGCCCAUAGAGGGGAGCUGAAGAAGAUUUUCAUGUUGAAAAAGCUUCACCUGGGACAUGUGGCCAGGAGCUUCGGACUUAAAGACCAACCUUCUUUGGUGUCCAAAUCUCUACAGAAGCAAGUUAAGAAAAGACAGAAGGGCCAGGGGAAAGGCAAGCCAUCCAAAAGGAGACAGCUUUCUGCUAUUUAAAUGUGAUUGUAAGCUCUGGAUCAGGUCUUCAGUUUUGGGUUUUUUGGUUUCAGCUGUAAAUAGAAUUGAGAGUUGGUAGAAGCUCAUGGUUUUGGUGGUAUUUGAUGGGACAGUUUUGAGUGCUUGCUUUUUUUUAUAUGUUCUUUUUCAUUUUUGGUGGAUUUUGUAGUUGGUGAUCAGCCAUGAUAUUGAUGUAUAUUGUAUACAUUAGGCAUUUAUCAUGUACAAGCAAUGUUUUUACCAUCUA